Molecule: messenger RNA, 309 nt
Organism: Cynoglossus semilaevis (tongue sole)
Lineage: Eukaryota; Metazoa; Chordata; Actinopteri; Pleuronectiformes; Cynoglossidae
Product: unconventional myosin-XV-like
Exons: 3
Cellular component (GO): cytoskeleton
Source: RefSeq, a predicted model, not a curated record
CUAAGUGGAGACCAUGGCCUGAUAAAGGAUGAAGCCUACUGCCAAGUGAUGAAGCAGGUCACUGUGAACACCAGCUCCAAACCAGACAGCUGCCAGAGAGGGUGGAGGCUGCUCUACAUCCUGACGGCUUUUUAUCGCUGCUCUGAUGUCAUGAAGCCAUUUGUGUUGAAGUUUCUGCAGGAUGCCUGUGCCAGCCCUGGAGUUCUGUACCAAGGUGUUGCCAAGGCAUGUGAGCAGAAUCUGAGGAAGACUUUUCAAUAUGGCGGACGUGUACAGUUUCCUAACAGCAUGGAACUCAAAGCUAUGCUG